AUGGCGUUGGAUCAGUUCCGAGUGGACUGGGGCGCGAAUGUCUUGCAAUCAUUCUUCGAAGACUCCGAUCAGCGUGACGUUGUGGCCGAGUCACCCAUCAAGCACUUUUUCAGCUGGGCCGAGACCAGCUCAACAGGUCGCAUGAGGCCCACUGGCGAAAGGUUCCGACAUAUUUUCUCCUCCACCCUUGGACUUCACGAUGAAGACGAAUGGCGGUUCGAAAGACCUUUGGGGAAGGGCUCAUUUGGCGCGGCAGCCCUCUUCAUCAAAUCGAAUGCGAGGCAAGAAAAAACUGAUGCAUUCGUGUUGAAAGUAACCGACGUUGAGCCACGCGCCUUCCUCCCGGCUACAGGGAAGAAGAUAUACUUGACUGCGGAAGCUGCCAUCAUGGCGCAAACCAACGACCUCGAUUCCGACAACCUAGUACGUCUUCGACAGUACAAAGUUGACCAGCAAUACUGCCGAUACUACAUUGAAUUCUGUGAGUUUGACACAUUGGAGACACUGAGGCUGAGAUAUAAAGCGUGGAAUCAAUAUCUUCCUGAAACCUUCCUGUGGCAUACCUUCUACUUCCUGGCACAAGCUUAUCUUGACUUCUGCACGGGUCCCUUCAGGAGUCUUAGGUUUGAUAAUUUUAGACAGGCCAUGCCGGGGCAAUAUCUUCUGCAUAUGGACAUAAAGACGGACAAUAUCUUCCUGGGCAUGAAUACGACCAAAGACGAUGGCACAGUCUGGUACCCUGUGCCCAAAAUUGGUGAUUUUGGCCUGGCCACCACCACCAAUCCUGAUGAACUCACAACAAAUACGGCCCAGAUCUUACAACGAGGCACGGCAGCGUGGAUGCCACCAGAACAACGUAUUCACCACAUGCAAGAUUGGCGUAGGUACUAUUUCGACGGCGACGUCAACCCUCGAUUCCCCUCGAACCGGCAGACAAAGCUGCAUAGGAUCCGUCCCGAAGCCAACCUCUGGGCCAUUGGUGCCGUCAUGUGGAAUUUGAUGACAAUGGGGGAGAUUGAAGAACUCAGCGAGAAAGUCGACGACAUCCUGUUGGGCGAAGGCCCAGCCUGGCAGGCCUUUGAUGGGACGAAUAUUCUUGACAGUGUUGCCCCCGAGGUCCGGGACCGCUAUAGUCCGGAACUUUUUGAGCUCAUCCAACAAUGCACGGCUUUGAGACCGGCUGAUCGACCGCCCCCCAAACGCCUGCUCCAGGAUGUCUUUAGUAACCUGAACCAGUGCUUUGCGCGCGAGGAAGAGGCCUUCAGACGCACUCAAGACCCGAGGCCGCUUACGGUGGCCUUUGAAAAGGACCACAUCAACGACCUCCCGGAUGGUGGUGCCAACUUCGACAGGCCGAAAAUCUUUUGGGACGACUUCGCCGACCAUCUCCUCUGGGCACCCAGGGAAUGGGACUUGGUCUGUCCACCCACAGCCCCAAGGACCCUGGAGUUUGACGACCGCUGGCCGCUGCCACUCCGCGAGAGAAUCAACGAGAGGUGGAAAGAAGCAGUGCUGAAGAGGGAUCGAAGACUCGCUGCUGCAAACGUCCGCAACACGAGGGGUGCUGCCGCGACUGGCACACUGUCUCCUGCUCAACAACAGACAGCAGUACCUUCAGGAGGGAUCUUCCGCGCACCGUCUACCGAUCAUUACGAUCCAGACGGACAGCCUCGAAAAAAAUUCAAGCGGUAA
Fonsecaea multimorphosa CBS 102226 is the source of this 1692-nucleotide messenger RNA. RefSeq lists its product as uncharacterized. The coding region runs from base 1 to 1692 and encodes 563 amino acids. NCBI's taxonomy places the organism in Eukaryota, Fungi, Ascomycota, Eurotiomycetes, Chaetothyriales, Herpotrichiellaceae. The transcript has 5 exons. Gene Ontology annotation, molecular function: protein kinase activity; ATP binding. The record is from RefSeq and is a predicted model, not a curated record. Gene Ontology annotation, biological process: protein phosphorylation.